Molecule: messenger RNA, 303 nt
Organism: Rangifer tarandus platyrhynchus (Svalbard reindeer)
Lineage: Eukaryota; Metazoa; Chordata; Mammalia; Artiodactyla; Cervidae
Source: the annotation of a GenBank genome assembly
AUGCAGUGGGAGUGGGUCUCCCCCAGGCUUCUCAAAGCACAGAUGCCCCUGGAGAACACAGCAGAACCAGCAGAGGUGCUGUCUCCGAGCCCAGGGACACGCCAGAGAGGCUGCAGGGAGACCCAGAGGCAAGCAUCCAGUCUAGCAGGCCGCGAUGGCAGCCUCAGUAAGCAGAAGAACCAAGUCUCACUUCUGCCCAGAGACGAGUGUAGGCUGCUCAAGUCUUCACCGACCCCAGGCUGCAGACUGGCGUCCCAGGAGAUGGCUGUGCUGUUUGCGAGGUUAAAGAGUCACUUCUCCUAG